GAGUGUGAGUAGCACAGGUGUAAGGUGAGGUAAUGUUUUAAAAGUUAGAAUUUUUUUAAUUUUUUUUUUAAACCUCAGUUAAUUUCUGAAAUAUGAAAACCACUAUUUGUGCUUCAGCAUAUGGGUUACACGGCAGAACGACUUGCACGCAUGUAGAUGCGGAUGUGAAUCUGGAAUUUUCCACUUUCCUGCACUUUUCACCGUGCUAAAUGGCAGAAUAAACAGACAUUAAUGUGGGUUUUCUAAAGGACCACCCAAACGAGCCGGUAAAACCAGAGGCGAGUGCGAUGACUCGGGUCGGAUUGACCGUGAUCUGAGACCGCGGCAAUGUAAACCCGUGUUAUAAAGUCUACUGGCACGAGAUUGUAGCCGCUGCGUCAGGGUAUAGCGUAUUAAUUAAUCAUUUUAAAACACAAACAGGCCUAAACAAAUUUUUAUUUAGUCGCAUGUGUCCUAUGUGUUCGAAAUGAAAGUGUAAAGCUCUAGUGUUAGUGAUGGAUGGAUGAAGCAAUGGUCGUCAUAUUCACAAAACGGGACAAUGAUACCUUAAGGCUAGCCAAGUGUCAGUAAUUCUUUCAGUAUUCAAUAUAAGCUAGUGCUUACAAACAUGACGUGUCUAUAACUGGCUGGCUCACGUUUCCUUUUGUGCCCGUAUUGUUUCUGCAAGUACCCUUUCCACGUCUUCCGUGUGCGUGCCGCAUAUAAAGCGCUAGUUUUUCCACUAGUUUUUUUUUCUAAUAGAGAACCAAAGCCGACAGUGAACUGCCAUACCGCUGUCAACUGCUCGCACUGCAUUGACGCGAUGCACGGUGACGUACAAUUAUGGCGACAACAGACCGCCACGUCACCUUUAAGAGACUUACAUGUGUUUUCUGUUGUUGUGGAGGAGAAACAAAACAGACGCAUAUCGUUCUGUACCAGUAGACUGCUACUUUAAAAAAUUAGUUUAACGCAGAAAUAUUUUGCGAAUAUGUUGACGGCAGAAGGAGUAUCUGCCUUUUCACGGCAGGUGUGGGAUAAAGUGCUGUCAAAGGUAAAGAAAGCGGUCGUUUUUAUGGAUGACAGGUGCACAGAGUGUUUGCACUGGAACGGUGCAGUGGCCAGCCUGCUCGAAGCAGGAGCUCGCAAUUUAAAGCAGUUCUCCAGCUUCGAAUCCGGUGGCGAAAAUGAGCCGAAAGCGGUGUUUGUGGUCAGCACCCUGCUGAAGGGACGGACCGCGGACGUCAUCCGAGACAUAAUCCGGCUCAGCCGCUUUCAGUACUGCGUGGUCUUCACCGCUGUCCCUCACUCCGUCCACCUCCUAGCUAAUGAUGUCAGCGCCGAUUUGGAGGGGAACCCGGUUUUCGAGCGAUUCGAGGAGAAGCUCUGCGAGUGGAUGGGGAACAUGAACUUCACUGCGGAGGUAAUGCACGCACCCGUGGUGCUCGCGCCCGUGGCGCCGCAGCUUGUCCUCCUGCCCGCCUUUGGGGACCUGUUCCCGCUGCUCACCGAUGACCUCGAGACCAUCAACAGGAAACGGCCGGAGAAGAAAAGACUGGGCAGUCUGGUGGACCUGGACAUGCACUGUCUCCCCCAGGAGCUGCAGAUCCAGAUCAAGACGCUGGCAUCUGGGCUCAACGCCAUGUUCGAGUUCGCCAACGUCAGGGAGGAGAGCUUUGCGCUGGGACCACUGAGCCGCAUCAUCGCUGGGGAGCUGGCCAAUCACGCUCAGUCUAAAGCCAGGAGGAAGAACGCCCCCAACAAGGCCUCUGUGGUUUUCAUCGACAGAACGCUGGAUCUCACAGGUGAUGGCCCAGUGACGGUGUGUAGUACAGGUGCUGUGGGUCACCAUGGCGACAGUCUGGUGGAGAAGAUCCUGUCGGUGCUGCCGCCGUUACCUGGGCACAGGUGUGAUGUGCAGGUGGACAUGCUGGAGCUGACAGACCUGCCCCACACACCUGAGACACAGGGCACCCUGGCGCCCGGAUGCCUGGCACAACCCCAGGACAGGGCAGCGUGCGCCCUGUGGGAGGCCAUGCUGAGCGGGAGGCAGAAGGAGGCCGUGAUGGAGGUGCGCAGACACCUGGUGGAGGCCGCCAGCAAGGAGAACCUGCCAAUCAAAAUGAGCAUGGGUCGUGUGACAGCGGAUCAGCUCUUGGCGCAUGUGCGGUUGUUCAGGGGCCACUGGGAGGCGCUGGAGAGUCACUGCGGAGUGCUGCAGCUGUCUCUGGCCACCGCCCAAACACUGCGCCACCCCCACCUGCCCCUCUGGGACACCUGCCUGGCUUCCGAGAGACUGCUGCUGCAGACUUUUGGAGACUCUGACCUCCCGGCGGUUCUGAAGCAGAUCCAGUCUCUGGUGAAGGGCGGGGCAGAGGGUGGGGCCAGGUGGGGUCUGGACGAGCUGCUGGUGCUGCUGGUGUACGUGUACUCUGUGGCUCGAGAGGCGGGGCCUGAGGAGGAGGGGGCGCGGCCUGAGGAGGAGCGGGCGGAGCUGGAGAUGAUGGGAGCCCUCACCCUGCUGUUGACACAGCAAACACAGCUCAGCCCCCUGGUGCAGCGCCUGACCGGGCGAGCUCAGGCGUGUUUGUGCUCUGAGAGCCUGCCUGUGGACCCGUGUUUCUGGGUCUGCCGAGAGGAAGGGUGUGGCUCGCUCUCUCCGUCGCGCGCGGUCCAAAGACAACCCAAAACACCAGCACUGCUGAGCUGUGGAAACCAACGCUCGCUGCCAUGGGUACGCCCUGUUCCAGCUGGCUACAGCACGGGACCCUGAACUCUGCCCUUCGCUGCUAUUGGUUACAGCACUGACACCGCUCUUUUAUUAUUGGCCACAGCACUGACACCGCCAUUUUUCUAUUGGCUGUAUCAAGGCAACACUGAAACCACUCCCUGCUGGCCUAUCAGUGAGACCAGUGGGCUGAUGGUAGCUAUGUGCUGUGGGACUGGGCCACUGCUUGAACUCUGCCAUCAUUACCCAUCAGCCCCUACUCAGGGCCCAAUUACCCAUCAGCCCCUGCUCUGGGCCUCUCUGCCCAAGACGGGCUGCCUAUGAUGUCUUCUGGCUGCUGUUGGCAGAUUUCCCAGCUUCACUGUAAAAACUGCUGUGGUCCCAAAUGUGUGUUUAGCUCUGUGUGCUGUUGAGACUGCAGCUCUGCGUUAGCAUAUUAGCGUUAGCACAUUAGCGGUUGUGCCGGGCCACGCUGUGCUCUGUGUACUGUUGACGGACUGCAGCUCUGCGUUAGCAUAUUAGCGUUAGCACAUUAGCGGUUGCGCCGAGCCAUGCUGUGCUCUGUGUACUGUUGACGGACUGCAGCUCUGCGUUAGCAUAUUAGCGUUAGGGCCGGGCCACGCUGUGCUCUGUGUGCUGUUGACAGACUGCACCUCUGCGUUAGCAUAUUAGCGUUAGCACGUUAGCCUUAGCGCCGGGCCAUGCUGUGCUCUGUGUGCUGCUGACGGACCUGGUUUGGGGCAGGCCGAGGCUGGAGCAGGCCCUGUUGUCCUGGUUUGGGGCAGGGCGGGGUCCAUUUUCAGGGGGACAGAAAAGCAGAUCCAUGGUUUUGGGUUUGAUUGAGCCGGCUUGCUCCAGUGCUGCAUCUGGUUUCCAUUUGAAUCUGUAAUUGGAGCAAAUGUCACUAUCAAUGUUUUCUUAGGGUGCUGACACAGCCCCCCCACCCCCCACCCCCUGCAUCAUAUUACUGAGCAGCCAGUUCCCCCCACCCCCCACAAAACUGCAACAAUAAAACCGCACUGUUUCUCCCCUGCGACCAACUGCCAUCAAUCACUGGCUGAAAAACACACACACGCACACUCACACACACACACACGCACAUGUAUACUCACACACACACGCUCACUCUCGCACAUACAUACACACACACAUACACACUGUGGAAUGUGCAGGUCUAAUUGAGAGAGGCAGUCUGCAGUCAUGUGAUCCAA
Messenger RNA from Anguilla rostrata (American eel), 3918 nucleotides. It is a transcript of the gene scfd2, whose product is annotated as sec1 family domain containing 2. The coding region runs from base 971 to 2752 and encodes 593 amino acids. The transcript has 6 exons. Gene Ontology annotation, biological process: vesicle-mediated transport; intracellular protein transport. The record is from RefSeq and is a predicted model, not a curated record. NCBI's taxonomy places the organism in Eukaryota, Metazoa, Chordata, Actinopteri, Anguilliformes, Anguillidae.